AUGAAUGCGACGCGAGUGGACAAGCCGGACGCAGCUGCCAAGGCGGUGAACAGGCCGGUGUCGUCUCGGUUUGUAGACACACUGCUCCUCAAAAUGCGCCGAUGCUUCUUCGUCGUAAUAAUAGAUGGUCAAACCUCUUCAGAUUCCUUAUCAGCACCAUCAUGGCCAGCCCCGUCAACGUCACUCCGCGCAACUCUCUCUCCCUCCCUCUCCCCAUCUCCAUGCCUAUCCCUAGUUAUCCACAUGCCACAUGUGCCAUGCCAUGCCAUGCCAUGCAUCUACCUACCUAACAUUCGUGCGUCGUCGUGCGCCGGCGCGCUGCUGCAUAGCCAGAAGCAGCAAAGCAGACGCCGUCAAGCCGGUCCGCCGCCGGUCUCUGUCCACCAAGCAGCAAACAAACCGCCUGUACUGGCCUGGCCUCGCCUUGCGCAACGGCGGCGUCUGCAAUCCGUCCCUCCUCUGGCCGCUCCAUAUCGAUCUUCCACCACCACUACAAACUACUCUUUCACCAUUCAUCCAUCAAGCAGCAAUCGUUUCACAGAUGGGCCAGUACAAUAGUUAAUGAUGCACACAUACACGUUGAUCCCCCUCAUCUCUAGCAACCAAUUACUCUCCAUCCCCAUUCUAUCCCUAACGAAACGAAACGGCAAGUCUCGCGACCGCAAUCCAAUCGACAAACAUUAAAUGAACGAUCGCCCCCAAAUGAUGAGCAUGUGACUCCCUACCGUUCUGGCAAUCAUCACCCAACCCCAUCAUCUCAUU
Molecule: messenger RNA, 762 nt
Organism: Aaosphaeria arxii CBS 175.79
Lineage: Eukaryota; Fungi; Ascomycota; Dothideomycetes; Pleosporales
Exons: 3
Coding region: 1-558 (185 amino acids)
Source: RefSeq, a predicted model, not a curated record